ACAAUAAAAGAAGAAGAAGAAGCAGCGGAAGAAGCGUGUUGUUGGUUAUGAAAAGUCCAGAGUUAUGAAGGUUAAGGAAACCUAACUUCGGUUCCUCGACAGACAUAAUCACCCUGAGAGAAAAACAGCAGACUUCCUGAAUCAACACCGUACAUUCAUACAGGAUGGCAUCCCCUUCACCUCAUGACCGCAGCCGUAAAGACGACGAGGAUGACCCUGUUGAUCAGAUGAUAUCUCGCACAGGCUGUGCUGAACUACACUAUGCCGUGCAGGAGUGCAUGGCUGAACACCAGGACUGGAGAGUAUGCCAGAGUCAGGUCCAGACUUUCAAAGACUGUAUGAUGAAUUUCCAGAAUAUGCGGAAAAAACAGCUGAUGAAACAGCUGCCCACCUCCACUGAGUCUGCACCCAGCUGAACUCAGAAAACUGCACACAAACUGUGGAUGGGGGGUGUUGAGGACCUGCUUGAUAUGUUUGAUGUGGAAAGACUGAUUUAUUUAUAAUGAAAAUCAAAAUGUAUUAGCAGCUACCGAUAAGCCUGACUGGACUUUCUAGUGUGUGGUGUAGAGUCUGAACCAUAAUCACCUGAUCAUCACAGUGGUAUCUGUUUAUAUGUUGACUGAUAAAUAAAAAUAGUUUUGAGUACAGAAACUCCAAAGACAUGUUUACGGUCAUAUGGAAGCAAUCUCUUUAUUUCAUGGUUCAUCCAAUGGGGAACACCAGGUAGUUAAAGGAUGGCUUCACAAUUUGUCAUGCCUGUCCUAAAAGAAUAGUCAGUUAACCAGGUGAACAUUGAAAUAGGUUUUUGUUGCUUUAAUAAUUCCCUCUGUUCACACUGGCUAUUAAAAGAUCCUUUUAAUAUAAGUGAUG
Molecule: messenger RNA, 870 nt
Organism: Scomber scombrus (Atlantic mackerel)
Lineage: Eukaryota; Metazoa; Chordata; Actinopteri; Scombriformes; Scombridae
Gene: coa4
Product: cytochrome c oxidase assembly factor 4 homolog, mitochondrial
Exons: 2
Coding region: 165-416 (83 amino acids)
Biological process (GO): mitochondrial respiratory chain complex IV assembly
Cellular component (GO): mitochondrial intermembrane space
Source: RefSeq, a predicted model, not a curated record